UCUCUUAUUUAUUUAUGCAGUAGUUUUCAUGGAUUUCUGGCCAAUGUUGCAGGUAAGUCAAAGAGGUUAUCCAGGACUUCAUCAUCCCUGUUCUGUCAGAAGUAGGUCUGGAGGAUUGUGAUCUUCUGGGUCUCCUCCUCCAUCUUAGUGCUGCCACUGCCAUGGGAUACCAGAGCCCCAGCUUCCUUGGCCUUGAACUCUUUCUCCCUCUGCAGGCAGUACUGUUCAAUUUCAGCCUGAGCUACUUGGGCCUGCUUCAGCCUCUGGUCAAUUAUGGGCCUUGGACAAUUGGGUGGCCCGCUUGUUGUCCUACAAUAGCUGCUGGGCGCCUUGCGACUGACUGGCCAUGGAGUUGGUGAUUUUGAGGUCUAGGUGAACAGUCUAAAUGGGCUGGAUUGCCCCUUGGGUCAGCUGACCCAGCUGCUCAAGAUCUGUGCCUGGGCUUUGCCCUGCUGGCCGCCCUUUCCAAUCUCCUUUAAUUUUCACAGUAAUCCUAGGAAGUACGUACUAUAUGGACAAGGAAACAAGCUUAGAAUAUGUAAGUCUGAUGGUCAUUAUCUCACUCCAAACCUCAUGUUUUUAUUCUGUAUUUCUUAUACUCUACCUUGGUUGAUAACAGGAACCUGAAAAACCAUUCAAACUCUUGCAGUCUUGCACUCAUGCAAAUAUGCCAGUGAUACUUUUUGCAACUUCUUCUUAUAACCCUUACUGCUUCUUGUCUUAGUUUCCAGGGCUGUUUCUGAGCAAUAGAGGCUACAAGUACUCAUUGAACAACCAGUUCCAAGUCCUGUCAUCAAAUCCUAUGCUCCUGUUCCAAAUGGUAACAAAUGUAUAAUAUAUCUUUUACUUUUAAAAAAUGAGUGUAACUAAUAUUGCACUAAGAGUCGAAACCUGGCUUUUAGCUACAUGGCAUGUUAAAGUACCUGUAAUGUGGUUGGAAGCUUGUGUUAACUGGAUUCAAGAAGAAAAUGAAAACGUUAGUUUGAGUCAGGCGCAAAUGAAUAAACAAGUAUUUGAGCAAUGGCUCCUUACCGAUUUGAGAGAUUUGGAGCAUCCUGUUUUACCUGAUAGCAUCUUAGAAGUUCCAAAAGGAGAACUAAAUGGAUUUUUUGCUCUGCAGAUUAAUUCAUUGGUUGAUGUAAGUCAGCCUGCAUAUUCCCAGAUACAAAAGUUGAGAGGAAAGAAUAAUACAAAUGACCUAAUUACAGCUGAAACACAAGUAACUCCCAAACCUUGGGAAGCAAAGCCUUCACGAAUGUUGAUGUUACAGUUAACUGAUGGAAUUGUACAAAUGCAGGGAAUGGAGUAUCAGCCUAUUCCAGCUCUUCAUAGUCAUCUUCCUCCAGGUACAAAAAUUUUGAUUUAUGGAAACAUUUCUUUCCGUCUUGGUGUUCUCUUAUUGAAACCAGAAAAUGUGAAGGUGUUGGGAGGAGAAGUAGAUGCUCUUUUAGAAGACUAUGCACAAGAAAAAGUACUUGGAAGAUUAAUUGGGGAAACUGAUCCAAUAGUUUCAGUCAUACCAAAUAAUUCUAACCAAACCAUCCCCAGAAUUACAGAUAAUCUAGAUCUUGUGUUAGAGCCUUCUGAUGAAGAACUUUUGGCAAGUCUUGAAAAUGAUGAGCUUGCAGCAAAUAAUGACACCUCCUUGGAAAGAAGAUGUUUCAGCACAGGUAGUUCCUCAAAUACUAUUCCCAGAAGACAGUCAGGUUUGGAACCAGGACUUGUUAUUUCUCCAAACCUCAAUGAUAAAUCACCAAAUCCAUCUGUGCAUUUCACUGAUGGGGAAUUAGAUGACUUUUCAUUGGCUGAGGCCUUGCUUUUGGAAGAAGCUGUCCAGAAAGAACAAAUGGAGACUGAACAAUUGCAGCCAUUGACUUUGAACAGAAUCACAGAUGAAAGUAUGGCGAAAUCUUCAGAUAAAUCUAAUACUCCAAAUAAUUUUUCUUUGAUUUCCAAAAAUAGAAACAAUUGGAAUGAAAAAAAUUUAUCUGAACAAAUGACUAAUGAAGACAAAUCUUUUAGUUGUUUGUCCUCUAUAGACCACAACAAUAGUGUUUUUUUAGUUAAUCGUAAUGUACCCCUACCCCAUGAUUUUACAAAUAAAGGUAAGAACUCAGAGACAGAUAAUAAAGUAAAACAAACCAUCAGCAGUUCAGAUGGACAUUCCUUAAAUAAUAAAAUAUUAAAUGGAAAAAUAGUCAGUUAUGUAUCGAAAAGGAAUUCACAAAUUUCUAAUGAAAAUGAUCACCAUUUACAGAAUUGUUCUUUAAGAUCAUCAGAGAACAGCACUAAUCUUUCUAUUGCCAUGGAUUUGUAUUCUCCACCCUUUAUCUAUUUGUCUGUUCUAAUGGCCAGCAAACCAAAGGAAGUUACAACAGUGAAAGUCAAAGCAUUUAUUGUAACCUUAACUGGAAAUCUCUCAAGUUCUGGUGGCAUUUGGAGUGUAACAGCCAAGAUUUCUGAUGGUACUGCAUAUCUAGAUGUAGACUUUGUAGAUGAAAUACUUACUAGUCUGAUAGGAUUUUCAGUACCAGAAAUGAAAAGGUUAAAAAAGGAUCCUCUUCAGUAUCAAAAGUUCCUGGAAGGUUUGCAGAAAUGUCAGAGAGAGCUAAUAGAUUUGUGCUGCCUAAUGACUAUUUCGUUUAAUCCCUCCUUGUCUAAAGCAAUGGUACUGGCAUUACAAGAUGUUAAUGUGGAACACCUUGAGAACCUGAAGAAGCGAUUGAAUAAAUAAUUUACUAAAAUAGUAUUAGAAAACAAUGAGAUAUUUAGAAUUAAAUUUGUCCUUUUAUUUUUGAAACUUUUUUCAUAAAAAGGGAUAAGGAAGUUUCAUGACUAAUUUCAAUUUCAUUUAAAAUGUUUAAUCAUGUUUGUAUUUAGGUUUUUUUUAAUAAAAUUUUUUUAUAGCAACUGUUAGAAAAAGGAAUUUGGUGACCUAUUAUUGCAAAAUUUGUUUUCCAUACAUAAGAUGAUUUCUGAAGUAUUGUACUGAUGUUUACCGGGUGUGUCAUAUUGUUGAAAGUUAACGAUUAUAGAUAGAUAGUUGUACUUCUAAAUGUUGAGUACUCAAAAAGAUUUGUUUAUAUUAUAUUUAGGAAAAUGUGAAUCCAGUAAAUCAGAAUGUCAGGUUUUUAGAUGCAAAUUGUUUUGCUGAUUUUUAUUUUGCUGUUUGUAAAUGUCUGGAAUUUUAAGUGAAAUAUUAUGUUAACAAGAUACCAUUUCAGAGAGUAUAUUGAAUGGUUAAAAAACCUUGGUUUCAGACCGGCCCGAGUGGCUCAGUUGGUUGAGAGCUGGCUUGGGAUGCCUGAGGGCCCCGGUUCGGAUCCCACA
Molecule: messenger RNA, 3330 nt
Organism: Hipposideros armiger (great roundleaf bat)
Lineage: Eukaryota; Metazoa; Chordata; Mammalia; Chiroptera; Hipposideridae
Gene: RMI1
Product: RecQ mediated genome instability 1
Exons: 2
Coding region: 857-2734 (625 amino acids)
Biological process (GO): double-strand break repair via homologous recombination; resolution of meiotic recombination intermediates
Cellular component (GO): nuclear body; RecQ family helicase-topoisomerase III complex
Molecular function (GO): nucleotide binding
Source: RefSeq, a predicted model, not a curated record